UCCAGACUUUGAUUUGGCUGAAGUAACUUCUACCACAGAGCUGUGGGCAUGCCUGGGAUUGAGAAACACAGUUAAAAGACUCCCAGUUGCUUCUUGCCUUUUGAAAACUUCUGAAAACCAUCCCUUCAGACUCCAGAAUUGUACCCAUCUCAACCAAGACUUUGCUUGAAUGUUUACAUUUUCUGCUUCCUAUUCUACCUAUCACUAUUUAGCAUUCACCUUUUGUUAAAAUUUCGGAGUGUCAGGAUUGAGCUUGCUCAGCAAGCCAGCAUGGCUAGAAUGAGCUUUGUGUUAGCAGCUUGCCAAUUGGUGCUGGGCUUGCUAAUGACUUCAUUAACUGGGUACUCCCUACAAAAUAGUGAGUGUCCACAACUUUGUGUAUGUGAAAUUAGGCCCUGGUUCACCCCGCAAUCCACAUACAGAGAAGCCACCACUGUUGAUUGCAAUGAUCUCCGCUUAACAAGGAUUCCCAGCAACCUUUCUAGUGAUACUCAAGUGCUUCUCUUACAGAGCAAUAACAUUGCAAAGACCGUGGAUGAGCUCCAGCAGCUUUUCAACUUGACUGAGCUAGAUUUCUCCCAAAACAACUUCACAAAUAUUAAGGAGGUUGGGCUAGCAAACCUGACCCAGCUCACUACUCUACAUUUGGAGGAAAAUCAGAUUACGGAAAUGACUGAUUACUGUCUGCAGGACCUCAGCAACCUUCAAGAACUCUAUAUCAACCAUAACCAGAUUAGCACUAUUUCUGCUAAUGCUUUUUCAGGCUUAAAAAAUCUUUUAAGGCUCCACUUGAACUCCAAUAAAUUGAAAAUUAUUGAUAGCCGCUGGUUUGAUUCAACACCCAACCUGGAAAUUCUCAUGAUUGGGGAAAACCCUGUGAUUGGAAUUCUGGAUAUGAACUUUAAACCCCUCUCAAAUUUGAGAAGCCUGGUUUUGGCAGGAAUGUAUCUCACCGAUAUUCCUGGAAAUGCCUUGGUGGGCUUGGAUAGCCUUGAAAGCCUGUCUUUUUAUGAUAACAAACUGGUCAAGGUCCCCCAACUUGCCCUGCAAAAGGUUCCAAAUUUAAAAUUCUUAGACCUCAACAAAAACCCCAUCCACAAAAUCCAAGAAGGGGACUUCAAAAAUAUGCUUCGGCUAAAAGAACUAGGAAUCAACAAUAUGGGGGAACUUGUUUCUGUGGAUCGCUAUGCCCUUGAUAACUUGCCUGAACUCACAAAGUUAGAAGCCACCAAUAACCCCAAAUUAUCUUAUAUCCACCGCUUGGCUUUUCGAAGUGUUCCUGCCCUGGAAAGCUUGAUGUUGAACAACAAUGCCUUGAAUGCUGUUUACCAAAAGACAGUAGAAUCCCUUCCCAAUCUUCGUGAGAUCAGUAUCCAUAGCAACCCCCUGAGGUGUGACUGUGUCAUCCACUGGAUUAACUCCAACAAAACAAACAUCCGCUUCAUGGAGCCUUUGUCCAUGUUCUGUGCCAUGCCACCUGAAUAUAGAGGGCAGCAGGUAAAGGAAGUUUUAAUCCAAGAUUCAAGUGAACAGUGCCUCCCAAUGAUAGCUCAUGACACAUUCCCAAAUCAUUUAAACAUGGAUAUUGGCACAACAGUUUUCCUAGAUUGUCGGGCCAUGGCUGAGCCAGAACCCGAAAUUUAUUGGGUCACUCCUCUUGGAAAUAAGAUAACUGUGGAUACACUUUCAGAUAAAUACAAGCUAAGUAGCGAAGGUACUUUAGAAAUAUUUAACAUACAAAUUGAAGACUCAGGAAGAUAUACUUGUGUCGCCCAGAAUGUUGAAGGGGCUGACACACGUGUAGUGACAAUUAAGGUUAAUGGAACCCUUCUGGAUGGUACCCAGGUGCUGAAAAUAUAUGUCAAGCAGACAGAAUCUCAUUCCAUCUUAGUGUCCUGGAAAGUCAAUUCCAAUGUCAUGACAUCAAACUUAAAAUGGUCAUCUGCCACCAUGAAGAUUGACAAUCCUCACAUAACCUAUACUGCCAGGGUCCCGGUAGAUGUUCAUGAGUACAACCUAACACAUCUGCAGCCUUCUACAGAUUAUGAAGUGUGUCUCACAGUGUCUAAUAUUCAUCAGCAGACUCAGAAGUCAUGUGUGAAUGUCACAACUAAAAAUGCCGCCUUUGCACUGGACAUUUCUGAUCAAGAAACAAGUACAGCCCUUGCUGCAGUAAUGGGGUCCAUGUUUGCCGUCAUUAGCCUUGCAUCUAUUGCUGUGUACAUUGCCAAAAGGUUUAAGAGAAAAAACUACCACCACUCAUUAAAAAAGUAUAUGCAAAAAACUUCUUCAAUCCCACUAAAUGAGCUGUACCCACCACUCAUUAAUCUCUGGGAAGGUGACAGUGAGAAAGACAAAGAUGGUUCUGCAGACACCAAGCCAACCCAGGUUGACACAUCCAGAAGCUAUUACAUGUGGUAACUCAGUGGAUAUUUUGCUUCUGGUAGUAAGGAGCACAAAGACGUUUUUGCUUUAUUCUGCAAAAGUAACAAGUUGAAGACUUUUGUAUUUUUGACUUUGCUAGUUUGUGGCAGAGUGGAGAGGACGGGUGGAUAUUUCAAAUUUUUUUAGUAUAGCGUAUCGCAAGGGUUUGACACGGCUGGCAGCAUCUCUAGGCUUCCAGUUUGUGUUUGGUUUUUAUUCUUAUCAUUAUUAUGAUUAUUAUUAUAUUAUUAUUAUAUUAUUAUUAUUAUUUUGUUUUAGUUGUUGUGCUAAACUCAAUAAUGCUGUUCUAACUACAAUGCUCAAUAAAAUGAUUAAUGACAGGUUGGGGUUCCCUGUGCUUUUACCAAUAGCAUGACCCCUUCUGAAGCCAUCAGUAGAAAGUACAAAGUCCUCCAAAAAGCUAACACAGUUGUGAAGCAGCAUUGAACCUUUUGUAGCAAUCUGGUCUACAGACUUUUUAACUCAAGAAGCUAAGGCUAGACUUGUUACCUUCGUUGAAUGAUGUUAGUUGACUGUACUGUAAUGUUGUAUCAACUGAAUUGAAUGUUUGCCUUUGAACAAUGACUUUUCCUUUUUUGUAAUAGUUAAAGAGGCUUAGAACAAGCUAACAGGCAAUAGAAAUAUGUAUAUCAGAUUUUUUAUGUAACAAUCUACAUGUUAAUUGUUACCUUAUUCUUUUUAUCUUUAGUAGACACUUUUAAAAGAAAAGACAAUUUUGUUGUGUUUAACUCACCAACAUGUGGUGUAUAAUGAAGACAGAACUAUAAUAAAUUAGUUUUGUUCUGAUUUUUUUAGAACACUUGCAAUAAUAUAUCAUUUAUAGUUCUUGCUAGUGGCAGUGGUGAUUAUUUUUCACAUCCCUAAUACAAACAACCAAAAUAAAUCAACUAUAGUGUGAUGCUUUUUAAAACUAGGCCCUAAAAGUUUUGAAUUCUUUUUCUAAGGGAAGAAAUAUCUAUUUUAGUGAAGAUAUUUUAAUGAAAAGGAUUUCUAUAUCUUGAAUAUUACUGAUCAGAACUAAUGGAGGGAAGCAUUCUUAUGAACAAAAAGGCAUAUUACUGUAUCCAAUACGUAACUAAACGUGAUUUGAAAAAAAAGAGAUAUACACACUGAUGAAGUGAUAGAUAUGUCACAUUUUUUUUGUAAGGGUUUUGUUAAAAUCCAAAUUUUUUUACUGGUUUCCAUGCUCUCCAUCAAAGUCUAAAAUAUGCAGCUAUGCAGUAUUUCAAAAUGUAUUACAUGCUAUUCCUUUUUUCAUGGCUAUCUAUAUGCUUAGACCCAUAUUAAAACCCAUAUAUCCAUGUGGAAAAAUCUGCUGAGACAAGUAAAUGAUUACUAGAAAACAGAACAAUUUCUGUACAUUUGGCAUUUUUCAGCCAACUAACAUAGACAGUUUGGCAGAAUUAAGUGUAUCUGGAA
Messenger RNA from Panthera uncia (snow leopard), 3864 nucleotides. RefSeq names its product leucine rich repeat neuronal 1 (gene LRRN1). Gene Ontology annotation, molecular function: protein binding. NCBI's taxonomy places the organism in Eukaryota, Metazoa, Chordata, Mammalia, Carnivora, Felidae. The transcript has a single exon. The coding region runs from base 271 to 2421 and encodes 716 amino acids. The record is from RefSeq and is a predicted model, not a curated record.